CCACGCCUCGCACCAGGCACAACUCUCCACCACCCGCUCUGAGGGUAUUACAGCCAUGGACUCCGCGUCCAUUGUAGUGCCCUCUACUACUCCGAGCCAUAUGGCCUCCCUUCCACUCACCAAUGGGCACGUCUCGCCGGUUGCGGUAGAUGGUACGGCCACGGCCCACGCCUCUCAGCCCAGCGACAGCGAAUUGUCCGACGUCAAAGAGGCCAUCGCCGAAGCCCCGUUAUCCGACGAGGAUGCUCCUGGCGAGGAAUACGACGAAGAUGAAGGUAUGGACGUGGACUCUGGGUCGUCCGAGGACGUCGAUGCUGAAGGCGAGCCGGACGGCGACUAUGACUCCGAGACUCCGCCGCCAGAGCAGGCAGCGGUCGACCGUGUCCGCAGUUCGUCGUCUCAAGAGUCAAGAAGACCGAAGCGGAAAGCCAGCAUAGAAGAGGAUAUGGAACAGAACCCGGAGCUGUACGGCCUCCGUCGCAGUGGUCGUGCCCGCCUAAAUCGCCGCAUCGUCGAGAGCAGUGAUGAAGAGGACCUGUCUGGGUCUGACCGGCCGCGUAAGCGACAACGGACAGCCUCGCGAAAAGCAUCGAACCAACCGACACCUGUCUAUCGGUCCGGAGACUCUGAUUCUGAAUCGGACGGCUACGUUGGCGCACGUCGAAACAUCCCCAGCAAGAAGGAGCGGCAACGCCAGCUGCUCGUAGCUGAGGGUCUCGCACCCCCCUCACAUGCCGAAGUUCGAUUCUCGUCACGGCGUACAAAGCAAGUCACGAAUUAUAACGAGGAUGAGGACGAUCCGUUCGAGGAGGAGGAGGAUGACACAGCAUCCAACUAUUGGGCUAAUACACUUGAGGAGACGGGUCCUGCCAUCGAUAAAGUUCUCGAUCAUCGACCGAAGCCUGACACAGAACUUAAUCCGUAUACCGCAGAGAAGAAGGAUUUCGAAUAUCUGAUAAAAUGGCAGGACAAAGCGCAUUAUCACUCGACAUGGGAAGACUACGAUGUGAUAUCCUCGUACAAGGGCUGGCGCAAGUUGGACAACUACUUCAAGAAUUCGCUCCUCCCAGACGUGCAGUACCACGCUCGCAAGAACGAAGAUCCCGAGGAAUUCGAGCAGCACAUGGUUGCGCGUGAAGCAGAGCGCGAGACCUUGUCAGAUUUUCAUGUCGUUGAGCGCGUGAUCGAUACCCGAGAUGGCGAUGAGGAAACAGAGUACCGUGUCAAGUGGAAAGGCUUGACCUAUGAAUACUCUACCUGGGAGCCCGCUUCCUUGGUGAGCGGCCUCGCCCAAAACGAAAUUGACCGCUUCCUCGAUCGCGUGUCGAAUCGCCCCGUCUCCGACCCCAAGGAGUCUAGCCUUGCGACCCGCCGCAAGUUUGUAAAACUCGACGAGCAACCGGACUAUAUCAAGUAUGGCCAGUUGAGGUCUUUUCAGCUCCAUGGCGUCAAUUUCCUUGCACACAACUGGUGUCGGGGCACGAAUGUCAUCCUGGCUGACGAGAUGGGUUUGGGCAAGACAGUCCAGACUGUCUCGUUCAUGAACUGGCUACGGCAUGACCGUCGGCAACAGGGACCAUUCAUCUGCGUCGUUCCGCUAUCUACUAUGCCUGCGUGGGCUGACACCUUCAACAACUGGACACCGGAUGUCAACUACGUCAUUUACACUGGCCGAGAAUCAGCGCGCAAGAUCAUCCGGGACUGCGAGCUGCUCGUCGAUGGCAACGUGAAGAAGACCAAGUUUAACGUGUUGAUGACCACCUACGAAUACGUCCUCGCCGACUGGCAGUUUCUGUCGCAGCUGAAGUGGCAGUUCCUCGCAGUGGACGAGGCUCACCGACUGAAGAAUCGCGAUUCACAACUCUACGACAAGCUACAGCAGUUCAAUGCGCCUAGUCGCCUUCUCAUUACCGGAACCCCCAUCCAGAACACGCUUGGAGAGCUCUCCGCCUUGAUGGACUUCCUCAUGCCCGGGAAGAUCACGGUGGAUGAGAACGUAGAUCUGGCUUCGGAGGAUGCGAGCAGCAAGCUAGCCGAGCUUAGCGCGGCGAUUCAACCUUACAUGAUCCGGCGGACUAAGGAGAAGGUCGAGAACGAUUUGCCUCCCAAAUCCGAAAAGAUCUUACGAGUGGAGUUGUCCGACAUCCAACUAGAGUACUACAAGAACAUCCUUACUCGUAACUAUGAGGCCCUUAACGAAGGUGGCAACGGUCAGAAGCAGUCCCUCUUGAACAUCGUCAUGGAGCUCAAGAAGGCUAGCAAUCACGCUUUGCUGUUCCCUAAUGCGGAGGCAAAGUUCCUCAAAGAGAACGCCACUAAAGAGGAGACUUUGAAAGCACUCAUCACGACGAGCGGGAAAAUGAUGCUGCUGGAUCGACUCCUGGCUAAGCUGAAGGCUGACGGGCAUCGUGUCCUAAUUUUCAGUCAGAUGGUUCACAUGCUGGAUAUCCUCACCGAUUACAUGCGUCUCCGGAACUACUCGUACCAACGACUGGAUGGCACUGUACCCGCAGCUGACCGAAAGACCGCCAUAGACCACUUCAAUGCGCCGGACAGCGAUGAUUACUGCUUCCUCCUGUCCACCCGAGCUGGCGGUCUCGGGAUCAAUCUCAUGACUGCCGACACAGUCAUUCUUUUUGACUCUGAUUGGAAUCCUCAGGCAGACUUACAAGCCAUGGCACGAGCGCAUCGCAUUGGACAGCAGAAACCCGUCAGCGUCUACCGUCUCGUUUCGAAGGAUACCAUCGAAGAAGAGAUCCUUGAGCGAGCCCGCAACAAGCGCAUGCUCGAAUUCAUCACCAUUCAGCGUGGUGUCACUGAUCGUCAACAGAAAGAGCUCACCGACAAGAUAAACCGUGCUACUAAUGAGCCCAACUCGGCUGAUGACAUCAACAACAUCCUCAAGCGGCGCGGCCAGAAGAUGUUCGAGCAGUCAGGCAACCAGAAGAAGCUCGAGGAGUUGGAUAUCGAUGCUGUUCUCGAGAAUGCUGAAGAGCACAAGACAGAGCAGGCAGCUGGUCUCACCUCUGAUGGCGGUGAGGAGUUCCUCAAAAAUUUCGAAUACACCGAUGUCAAGAUCGACCUAGAGUGGGAUGAUAUCAUUCCCAAGGAUGAGCUCGAGGUGGUGAAGGCCGAAAUUCAAAACCGAAAGGAAGAGGAAGAGACGCGCAAGUUGGUUGAAGAGAACGCACCACGAAAGCGUAAAGCAGCUGCAUCCAGUGAACGCGAGCAACGUGCCGCAAAGAAGCGAGCACGUGAAGCUACGAAGCAGAUUGACGUCGAGGACGAGCAGUCUGAGGAUGACAGCGGCAACAGCGACCCCAAGCGACCGCUCAGUACGAAGGAGACUCGCAACCUCAUUCGUGCUUACGAACGCUAUGGCUCGCUUGAAGAACGUGGCGAUGAGAUGCUCCGAGAGGCGAGACUUGUCGGUCGCGACAUGGAUGUCAUCAAGACGACCCUCGACGAGGUUGUCUCUAUGAGCCAAGAUCUCGUGAAGGCAGAGCAAACGAGGCUAAAGAAUUUGGAGAGCGAGGGAAACCGAACCCUCACGAAGAAGGACAAGAAGGCCAUCCUGUUCAACUUCAAGGAAGUCAAGAAGUUGAACGCCGAAACUAUCAUCGACCGACCUGUUGAAAUGCGAAUCCUCAAAGAGGCCGUUGAUGCUACCUCUGAUUGGCGCAACUUCCGCAUUCCGGACGCAAUCAAGCCGGCAAGCUACUCCUGCCCAUGGGGAGCACGAGAGGAUGGCAUGCUCAUGGUUGGCAUUGCGCGUCACGGAUACGGUGCAUGGGUUCCGAUUCGGGACGAUCCUGACCUGGGCAUGAGCGAUAAGUUCUUCCUGGAGGAGCACCGCGUUGACAAGAAAGAAGAGCGUAGCAAGGCCGAGGAGAAGAAUGCGAAGUCACCAGGCGCUGUUCACCUCGUACGACGAGCCAAUUACCUUCUCACCGUGCUGAAGGAUAAGACGGGCGUUGAUCCAAAUGCGAAGCGACUCAUGGAGAACCAUCAUCGGAAUAACAAGAAGCACCAUCUGAGCGCUGCGCGACGGGUAGACAAGGCUUCGAGUGUCUCUGCGAGCCCCGCCCCAUCCGGACAAGCACGUAAAGUUGUCUCGCGCGAAUCGGAGCGGCCUGCUCAUCGAGCCCACAGCAUUGGUGAGAGCCGGCAGUCCGAGCGACCGGAGAGUCGCCAGCAUGACAAGGGCAGCCAGGAACCCCGACAUAGACAGAGCGACCAUUAUCGGCCUUCCGACGCUCAUCGCAAAGAGGCUCGCAACGACCGUGGCAGCGUCGACCGUCGACCUCAACAUUCAGAGCGCGGCACUCCCGAGGCUCGGCGCAAGAUUAAUGGUGACGUAGAGAAACCGCGACCUAGGGAGGACCGACCACGACCUCUAGAGGAUCGACCGCACUCGCGCGGCCACGGCCACGGCCACGGACACAGCCACCACCAUAGCCACCACGCUCACAACCGUAGCGUCGACUCGACGCCGAACAAGAGCAAAGAUAAGAAGCCGGACGACUUCGUUGAGCGACGACUUCGGCCUGUGCGUGACAAUCUUGGUCGGCUAAAGAAGGCAACCCAGAAGAACUACCCCGUCAAAGAGACGCUGGUCAAGGUUCUCAAGAUCGAGCUCAUCGCGAUUGGAAACUUCAUCCGCCAGGAGACGCGCGAUAACGUCGACUUAGAGGAGCGCUUAUGGAACUUCACGGUUACAAAUUACUGGCCGCGACAGAACAUAACGGUUCCCCAAGUCAAGGGGAUGUACAACAAGAUGCUCAGUUCUGAGAGCUCUCAGAAGACGAACGGGCAGACGAACGGGCAAACCAAUGGCUCGUAAAGGCGGCCGCAAAGCACGGGCGAGCGACGCUCGCCUCGGCCAAAACUCAUCUAUAUCGUGCCUGCAUAUAAGGCGUUUUUCGAUUUCAUGGCGGCCACAGUUUCUUGCAGCAUAGCGUAGGCGCUCGGAUUGGACAGUGGUGCGGCAAGUGUUCUUUGCUUUUUGCCCUCUUCUGCAUAGGCGGCGCUUGCUUCGACGGCGUGCGAUACAUUUGGUGUCUCUCUUUCUCAGGCGUACACACGGCACACAAAACCGGCGGGAUGGUUUGCUAGCAUUUACGACAUGGAUCCGCGAGGUCUGCAUCUUCAUAUUCUUUGAUGCGACGGCGCUACGCGGCAUCAUCUAGACAUGGCAUUUGUACAGCAACUCGAAUGACGGCAUUCUUAGGGCAGGCCUAUACGGCUAGCAGAUGUUGCUGGGUUUGAAUGGAAAC
Trematosphaeria pertusa is the source of this 5276-nucleotide messenger RNA. RefSeq lists its product as uncharacterized. The transcript has 9 exons. Lineage: Eukaryota; Fungi; Ascomycota; Dothideomycetes; Pleosporales; Trematosphaeriaceae. Gene Ontology annotation, biological process: regulation of transcription by RNA polymerase II; nucleosome organization. The record is from RefSeq and is a predicted model, not a curated record. Bases 56 to 4843 code for a protein of 1595 amino acids. Gene Ontology annotation, cellular component: chromatin; nucleus. Gene Ontology annotation, molecular function: histone binding; DNA binding; chromatin binding.